UUAAAAUCCACCAUGGUUCAGCGUAUCCUGUCAGUGUGCUGGUCAGCGCCUUCCAGAGAGCUUCUCGCUGUACUUAAACUGCUGCAGAAAGUCUAGAAAGAUGUCAUCGGAGACCAGACGGUCAAUUUUUAAAGGAGUCGGUCUCAACUAUGAGAUCAACAACACUGAACACCACACCAAAAAACUCUCAAAGGAUCAGCUGAUUGUGAGGAGAGGUCAGCCGUUCACUGUGAAAGUUGAACUGACGCAACCUUUCAACCCUGACCUUUACCCGCUCACCAUCACUGCAGAAACAGGAAAACAUCCAUCCGAGAACCUGGGGACAAAGUCACGCUUUGGUAUUCCAGACAAAAUCAGCCGUUCGCCGUCAGCGAAGGCGGUAUGGAAGGUGGAGCUUGAGAAGAGAUCUUACCCACUAACGGGUUCCUUGAAUUUGACCAUUACCCCUCCAGCUGACGCUCCAAUCGGAAAGUACAACUUAACUGCCAGAUAUAGGAACGAGGAAACCUUGUUGGCAACUCUGGUAGUGCUCUUCAAUCCCUGGUGCCCUGAUGAUUCAGUGUCUCUCUCUGAUGAGGCACAGAGACAGGAGUAUGUGUUGAAUGAACAUGGUAUAAUCUAUAGUGGAAGUGAGAACUACAUCAGAUCUGUUCCCUGGGACUUUGGGCAGUUUGAAGAAGACAUGGUGAAGAUUUGUCUGAAGAUCUUGGAUGUCAACCCCAAACACCUGGCAAAUGCAGCCAAUGAUGUUUCUGCUCGCUGUAACCCCAUCUACGUCAGUCGUGUGGUCAGCGCCAUGAUCAACAGUAAUGAUGACUAUGGCGUCGUGGAGGGACGGUGGUCAGGUCCAUACUCGGGUGGGAAUGAACCCACUCACUGGUCUGGCAGCUAUCCCAUCCUCAAGCACUGGUAUGACAUCAACUGCCAAUCAGUCAAAUAUGGACAGUGCUGGGUAUUUGCUGGCGUGAUGUGUUCAGUAAUGCGUCUGUUGGGCAUCCCAUGCCGUGUGAUCACCAACUUCCAGUCAGCUCAUGACAGUAACAAGAAUCUCACCAUUGAUGUGUACCAUGCUGACUAUGGAGUGAGAGAGAAAAAGACCAAGGACAGUGUCUGGAACUUCCACGUCUGGUUAGAGUGCUGGAUGACCCGAACUGACCUGGCAAAGGAUGGAAAAUAUGACGGGUGGCAAGUUGUGGAUCCAACACCACAGGAAAAGAGUGACGGUGUAUACUGCUGCGGUCCAGCCCCAGUCAAAGCCAUCUUGGAUGGAGAAACUGAUCUCAAAUAUGAUGUCCCAUUUGUCUUUGCUGAGGUCAAUGCGGACUGCAUUGACUGGCUGUGUAAAGCUGAUGGCACAAUGACGAAAAUGCUCUCUGACACCAAGUCAGUCGGACAGAAUAUCUCCACCAAGACUGUUGGCUCCAACACGAGGCUGGACAUCACAGACAAGUACAAGUACAAGGAAGGCACUGAGAAGGAGAGAACCGUAUUUAAAUAUGCCCUCUCCAGAAAUAAGGAGACAAUGGGCAAUGAAGGGGCCACAAACAGUACCAAUGGAACAUCUCCUGGGGGCAUCGUUCCACAGCCAAAAAUAAACAUCCAAUUUAAAGAGGUAUCCAAGCCAAAGGACGGUCAGGACGUGAGUCUGAAGCUGGUGCUGAACAGUGAGAGCAGCACUGCCAGGCCUGUGUCCAUCAAUAUCAGCGUCCAGGCCAUGAGAUACAAUGGCUCACCGGUUGAAAACAUCCAGAGUGAGGUGAAGGAAGGGACACUGCUGCCUGGGAAAGAUCUGUCCAUCCCUAUCUUGGUCCCCUUCUUGGUGUACCAUGAGCACAUGGUGGACUCUGACAGCAUGAAGAUUUCAGCUAUGGUCACAGAUAAGCUGGAGCCGAAAAAUGUCUACCUAGCAGUGAAUGAUGUCAUUCUGUUGGAUCCUCCAAUCUCCAUCACAACUCCCAGUCUGGCAAGCGUGAACCAAAGCACAACUGCUGAAGUGGUUUUCAUGAACCCAGUCAACAAGACACUGACAGAUUGCACUCUGACUAUUUCUGGAAGUGGUCUCGUGGACGGAGAGCAAAAUUGCAUACUUCCAGACCUGAAACCAAGCCACAGGUUUCGUGUUACGUUUUUCUUACUUCCCAAGAAGACUGGCAAGAAGACCCUCCUGGCUGACUUUGACUGCUCCUCCUUCAGAGACCUCAAGUGCACCUGUACUGUCAAUGUCCAACCAUAAUUCCUCAGAAUCACAGGGUAGAAGCUGUGUAAUUUUAGUCAGUAAAUAAAAUUAAAAAAAUUAAAAAAAAAAAAGCUUGAUGUAGACAUUUUAUUUUUACACAAUUUGGUAAAGGGUCAGUAAGUGAUUGCAUAAUUUUGCCAAAUAAACUG
Messenger RNA from Maylandia zebra (zebra mbuna), 2385 nucleotides. Its product is annotated as protein-glutamine gamma-glutamyltransferase E. The record is from RefSeq and is a predicted model, not a curated record. Gene Ontology annotation, molecular function: protein-glutamine gamma-glutamyltransferase activity. Gene Ontology annotation, biological process: peptide cross-linking. Lineage: Eukaryota; Metazoa; Chordata; Actinopteri; Cichliformes; Cichlidae.